AUGUGCAAUCCGGUCCAUGGCGUCGAGGCAGAGCUUGCCAAGGUCCGCGCCGAGGGUGACUGGGUGCUCAUCAAGAUCGAGAUGGAGAAAAAGGCUAUGGAGGCCACGAUGGCGGCGCUUGCGGAGGCGCAGGAUGAGAUGAAGCGACUGCGCGCAGCCAAGAGCGCGAGCCGCGCCAAACCCGACCACCCGCGGCAGCGCAAGCAGCUAGCCGAUCACGAGCAGCGCCUCCACGUCGCGCUUCAAGCCAAGCGCCAGCACAUUGCGACCCUUCGCCUCGCGGUUGACGAGGCGCGGCGCACCAAGCUCGACGCUGCGGCCGCGCUAGCAGCCGAAGAAGCGUGCGCCAGCGACUGGGAGUCCAAGAUCAAACGCGCGGCCGCUGAUCUCGAGACGGCGCUGUCGAACGACGCAAGAGUCGCCGACGAGAUCAAGCGCCUGCAAGCGGAGAUCGAUGCCAAUGAGUCGGCCUUCCUUGCGCAAAAGCAGCAGCUUGCCGCCGAGCUCCAGCAGCCGCUCAUCGAACGCACGCACAAGGCGUACCGCGCCCACAAGUUGGAGUAUCGCAAGAAGAGCAACCUCUCGUGGCUCAAGAAGAUCGACUUGGUCAAGCGCACCGAGUCCCUCGAGCGCAAGAAAGAGCUCCUCGACUAUGCUCUGAGCGCUACGCAAGCACCCAACGUCGCCGCGCUCCUCACGACGUUCUUGGCGCAGGAAGCCAAGAAGAACGCGGUCGCGACGGCGCUCGCGGGCCGCGCCUCCCGCCACGCCCAAGUGCUAGCGACCAUGGCCGACGUCGAGGCCGAGCUCGCCAAGCUGCAACUCGCCGAAGUCCACGCCAACCCGUUUCGCGCCGACCUCGUUGCGGCGCUCGAGGCGUCGCGGGACCGCGCGAACGUCGUCGCCGCCGAGAGCGCUACUGUCGCGUCCACGCUCACGCAGCUCGAGUCGCCAAUCGCUGCGCUCUACGAGCUGGCGUUCGAGACGUUGCCAACCGAGAUGAUGUCAAUCGUGUGGUCGGCCCCGCAUCUGCUUCCAAGUCUUCUCGCGCGUGUCGAAGCGCGUGUCUCGGAGCAAGUGCUCUCGUGCGUCGCCACGGCGUGCCAAGGCGUGGCCGACAGCAGCACUUGGCCGUCGCUGCCGCUCGUGGCGCGCUUCCUCGAGCUGCGGGGCGCCACUCGUCAUCCUGCGACACCACCACCGGUGGUGCCACCGUCCAUCAUGACGCAUGGAAACUCAUCCAAGGACACCGCCGACGACGACGACAAGUGGCCCGUUCACUCGAAAGCGCUCCUCGCCGCACUCCACGCCAAGCACGACGCAGCAAAGCAAUAA
Messenger RNA from Saprolegnia parasitica CBS 223.65, 1335 nucleotides. RefSeq lists its product as hypothetical. The record is from RefSeq and is a predicted model, not a curated record. The coding region runs from base 1 to 1335 and encodes 444 amino acids. The transcript is spliced from 8 exons. Lineage: Eukaryota; Oomycota; Saprolegniomycetes; Saprolegniales; Saprolegniaceae.